AUGUCUUCUACUGAGAAACGUUGUGCUUCAUGCAAGCUUAUGGGUCAUAGUCGUAAAUCCAGUGUCCUUUAUCCUUUGUAUAAGAAACAAAAUACACUUUAUAUCCCUCAGAAAAGAACAAAUGAGAAUAUUUCAAUUGAAGAAGAAUUUCCUGCAAAGACUGCGUCAUCCAGAGUAAAAAUAAAUCCAGUUAAAGAGCAACAAAUAAUUGUGGACACAGUUGUUGAUCCAACUAUUAUCCUUGCUGAAGAACCUACUAUUGAGCAUGAGGAAGAAACCAUGACAAUAAAUGAAAGCACUGCUACCCGUCAUUGUCCAAGCUGUUUGAGAACAAAUCAUCUUCGAAUAACUAGCCUGAUGUGUCCUAACAAUGUACAGAUACUGGUACAAAAUCAGAAUCCUCAAAACCAGAACGUUGCCAACAUUGCCAGACUCCAAAAUAUAUCUGAGCCAGAAAUCGAUAGCAGAGGGAAUAUGGAUGUUGUCUGUAGAUUUUGUGGAGCAUUGAUGUGGUUGAAAGAGAAGGACACUGAUUUGUCUAUCCGCAGAUCGAAAUUUAACAUGUGCUGUGGCAAGGGAAAAUAUGUUCUUCCUUCUCUUGAGCCAACACCACCUGGAAUUUCUGAGCUUCUAAAUUACAGAACAUCCAAUGGGAAAAAUUUUCUCAGUAAAAUCAGAGGCUACAACAGCACCUUAAGCUUCACAUCGCUGGGAGCUAAAAUUGACAACUCUGUGGCAAAUAACCAAGGUGGUGCGUACUGCUUCAGAAUACAUGGCACUAUAUGUCACAGAAUUGGGUCUAUUCGUCCAUCAAGAGCCCAAGAUAUUGAUCACCCUCAACUUGCUCAAGUAUACAUACAUGAUCCAGCAUCGCAAGCCCAGCACCAUUGCCAUCAUGCUCCAUACUUGAAAGCAGAUAUUCUGGAGAAAAUUUGA
Messenger RNA from Phycomyces blakesleeanus NRRL 1555(-), 936 nucleotides. RefSeq lists its product as hypothetical. The record is from RefSeq and is a predicted model, not a curated record. Bases 1 to 936 code for a protein of 311 amino acids. The transcript is spliced from 2 exons. Lineage: Eukaryota; Fungi; Mucoromycota; Mucoromycetes; Mucorales; Phycomycetaceae.